Molecule: messenger RNA, 2008 nt
Organism: Fundulus heteroclitus (mummichog)
Lineage: Eukaryota; Metazoa; Chordata; Actinopteri; Cyprinodontiformes; Fundulidae
Product: adhesion G protein-coupled receptor G3
Exons: 13
Coding region: 3-1910 (635 amino acids)
Biological process (GO): cell surface receptor signaling pathway; adenylate cyclase-activating G protein-coupled receptor signaling pathway
Cellular component (GO): membrane
Molecular function (GO): G protein-coupled receptor activity
Source: RefSeq, a predicted model, not a curated record
AUAUGAUUCCCGUUCUGGUUUUACUGCUCCUCCAUCAGUCCUGGGCCGAUCAAGUUUGCAUGAACAUUUCCAGCUACAACCUUAGCAUUGCUGCACCCCACGGGAUCAUAGAUGAAAACGCGACUCAUGCAGUGAAAUGUAUAAAUAAUGAAACCGAUUGUGUCCUUUGGUGCAAGCCCAGCAAUGAGAUAUGGUUCAAUGGAUCGUCCGGUUGCUUAAAUGCUUCAGUGAAUGAUGAAAAUCCCACCUUCAUUAAGUAUACAAUACAUGCAUAUACUGUUUGCUACCAAUUCCAAUGUGAUAAUGCUUCCAUCCUGGAAGUAAUUCACAGAUUGAAAGAGAUUGGCUAUGCUCAGAAGGAAAUGAUGGGACUCAUAUCCAUAAAGGAUUCCUGUCCAGAUGUCUUCAGAACCAGUCAUGAUGUUAAAAAGUUGUUUGUAAGUGAGGAAAAACAAAUAAUCCACAAGAUUAUGGAUGCAUCUGAUCUUGAGGAUGGUGGCUUCAGGUCCUACAACCUAAAGUCCUUGUCUAUGAAUGUUUACCACAUCAGCAGUUCUAGCCUCAAUGUUGAGAAAGCCACAAUCCCAAUAGAGGUUCCACAGUUGGAGCCCAGCAACGAGUUAUUUGUUCCUAAGGUUUGGAUACCAGUGAAUGCACUGAAAGACAUUCCACAAAAGGAGAGGGUCAUUGGUUUGGUCAGCUACAUGCAUCACAGCCAGUUCCAAUUUAACCAAGAAAACAUCUCAUCAAUGGUUCUCAGGAUAGAGCCAUCAGGGAAACGUUCCAUGAAGAACCUCGUGCCACCUAUCAAAAUGAUUUUUAGGGUUACAAAACCAGAAACGAACGAUUCCCAGUUACUGUGUCACUUCUUUAAUGAAAGCGGUUUAAACUGGAAAACUGAUGGAUGUGAAACGCACAUUGAUGAAGAUAACGUUACUUGCAACUGCAACCAUGCAACAGCCUUUGCCGUCCUGCUGAUAAAAAUUGAAAUGAGUGAAGCCCAUUGGAAAAUACUGUCUUCAAUCAGUUACAUAGGCUGCGGUCUUUCUGCUUUCUUUAGUGCUUGUUCUAUUGUAACAUAUGUUUUUUUCAGAAGCCACAAAAUGGACUUUUCCAUGUCCAUCCACGUAUCUCUGAGUGGCGCCUUGCUACUUCUCAACACCACCUUUCUGCUGACUGAGUGGGGGGCCACUGUGGAGCUUGACUGGGCGUGUGAGUUUGUAGCUGCGCUCACGCAUUACUCCCUCCUCUGCUGCUUCACCUGGAUGGCUAUAGAGGCGCUGCACCUAUACUUAAUGCUGAUAAAGGUGUUCAACACCUACUACAAACACUACCUGCUCAAACUGUCCCUUGCUGGAUGGGGGAUUCCUGGGAUAAUUGUGGCAACAAGUUUGUGUGUGAAGAGCUUUAAACAGGUUUACGGAGUUACAGAGUUGACCAUGUCAGACACCAAUAAAACAAAUGCAAUCUGCUGGAUCAGAGAUGACUCCUUCUUCUACUCAGUCAACCUUGUGUAUUUCACCCUUAUAUUCAUCUUCAACUCUGGCAUACUAAUGGCAGUGGGCUCAAGAAUCUGCAAGAUGAAACAAGUAUUAAAUACUAGCUCAAAGCAUACAGCUAACACCAGUGGAAAGUUACAGGGAGUCCCAGAGAAGCUCCGUACGUCCUGCCAAAGUGGCCUUACUUUGCUGGGCAUUACCUGCCUGAUGGGGAUCACCUGGGGCCUGGCCUUCCUGGGAUCUGGUUAUGUCAACUAUCCAGUCCUCUAUCUUUUCUGUAUCCUCAACUCCUUGCAAGGUUUCUUUAUUUUUGUCUGGAUCUGUCUUUUGGCUAAGAAGCAGCUGAGGAGAGAAAUGGAGGAAAGAUUGUCUUCAACAACUGGGAGGACUUCAGACAUCAAAAGUGAAUAGAUGUCAUCUACCACUCCAUUGGAUGGAUCCCAAUAACUGCUGUCAUGUAAACGUGCCUAGAUUUAUGGGCAGCCUUAGUAAAUAUUUGUAAAAAAAAA